Messenger RNA from Columba livia (rock pigeon), 2547 nucleotides. RefSeq names its product WD repeat and FYVE domain containing 2 (gene WDFY2). Gene Ontology annotation, cellular component: early endosome. Gene Ontology annotation, molecular function: metal ion binding; protein binding. Gene Ontology annotation, biological process: positive regulation of protein phosphorylation; positive regulation of fat cell differentiation. The transcript is spliced from 14 exons. Lineage: Eukaryota; Metazoa; Chordata; Aves; Columbiformes; Columbidae. The record is from RefSeq and is a predicted model, not a curated record. Bases 442 to 1446 code for a protein of 334 amino acids.
CGCCCAUGGCGGCGGAGCCUCAGCCCAAGGCGCUGACACGCAAGCCCCUCCUGCUCAACAAAGUGGAGGGCUCGCAGGAGGUGGUGAACAUGGCAGCGAUAGUACCCAAGGAGGACGGGGUCAUCAGCGUCUCCGAGGACAGAUCCAGGGCAUAAAGCAUAAAGAGUUCACACCUGUGAAGUGCCUCUAAUUGGAAAGCCGGACUGUUCACUUGGUGCUGCAUCCAGGCAAGACACGAGGACCUGCAGACCCUUGAGUUCACAGUAUUGCAAUGUGGAGACUUCUCGGAACAGUGCUUGGACAUGUCCAGAGAAUCUUGCAUCCUGCCCUGCAGCGUUGUGCAGACUUCUAUGGAGCACACUGCAACCUGAAAGCACAAAAACAGUUCGUGUCUGGCUGAAGAGAGACAGUGGGCAGUACUGGCCCAGCAUAUACCAUGCAAUGCCAUCUCCAUGUUCAUGCAUGUCUUUUAACCCGGAAACCAGAAGGCUGUCCAUAGGUCUAGACAAUGGUACAAUCUCAGAAUUCAUUUUGUCAGAAGAUUACAACAAAAUGACACUAGUGAAAAGUUACCAGGCUCAUCAAAGCAGGGUCAUGAUGGUUCUGUUUGUCCUGGAGAUGGAGUGGCUGCUGAGCACUGGGCAAGACAAGCACUUCACGUGGCACUGUUCAGAGAGCGGCCAGCGGCUGGGAGGUUACCGCACCAGCGCCGGGGCCUGCGGCCUGCAAUUUGAUGUGGAAACCCGGCACGUGUUUGUUGGUGAUCAUUCUGGGCAAGUGACCAUACUCAAACUAGAGCAAGAGUCCUGCAGCCUUGUGACGACAUUUAAGGGACACACAGGUGGUGUCACUGCUCUCUGUUGGGACCCAAUACAGCGAGUUUUAUUCUCAGGCAGUUCUGAUCAUUCCAUUAUAAUGUGGGAUAUUGGAGGAAGAAAAGGAACAGCCAUCGAGCUGCAAGGACAUAAUGAUAAAGUUCAGUCUCUCUCCUAUGCUCACCACACUCGGCAGCUCAUCUCCUGUGGUGCAGAUGGGGGAAUCGUUGUCUGGAACAUGGAUGUUGAGAGGCAGGAGACCCCUGAGUGGCUGGAUAGUGAUUCCUGUCAAAAAUGUGACCAGCCUUUCUUCUGGAACUUCAAGCAAAUGUGGGACAGUAAGAAAAUAGGCCUCAGGCAGCAUCACUGCCGGAAGUGUGGGAAAGCCGUGUGCGGCAAAUGCAGCUCCAAGCGCUCCUCCAUCCCGCUGAUGGGGUUCGAGUUUGAAGUGAGGGUCUGUGACAGCUGUCACGAGUCCAUAACGGAUGAAGAGCGGGCGCCCACAGCUACUUUCCACGACAGUAAGCACAACAUCGUUCACGUACACUUUGAUGCCACCAGAGGAUGGCUCUUGACCUCGGGGACAGACAAGGUUAUUAAGUUAUGGGAUAUGACACCAGUAGUGUCUUGAUGGUACAUCAGUGGAACCUGAAAGGUGGUAUUUACAGAAGAAACAGAUUUGCUAACCCUAAUCAUACUGCAGAAGAUAGGUAACGCUGGGUGCAUACAGCAGAUGAAGAAGGAACUAAUGUGUUUACAACAGUUUUACAUCCUCUGCUUGAUCAAGGCUGAACAUUUGCACGAAGACUCUUUCCACUUAUUCUCAAAAUACACAAGAAAGUAUUUUUUUAACUAAUGGUUUGUACGAUCCAACUUCAGUUGUCCUGAGUUUCUUUGGAAAAUCCGUGUGCGGUGCAAUUUUUAGUUUUUAUAUUUCACCAUGUCGAGAUACUUGCUGAUUUGUACAGAAGGUUCUUGGGUCGUAUCUUACCAUGUGAAUUUUGGGUAUCAACAUACUGUAUCAGGCAAUCGGCUCUCCCUGCAGUGAGUACCUAUUGAUUUGGGAUGUUUCUGCGGACCACGUUCUCUUCAGUGUUGGAACUGCGGCCAUGGUGUCGUGUGUUCUCCGGGUGCAUCACCGAGGAGCUGAUGGACUAUUGCAGUUCCUAAAAGGGCUCUACCAUCUACCUGUCCUAGCGGGCAUCGCCCAGAGGGAGUGUUAUUGGUUUGUAGUAGCUAAAAUCCAGCUUCCUGCCUCUUUCCUUGAUGCACAAGUUGCAAAACCAGGGGGGCAGGUUGCUUAGCAACUAGUUUCUGCAAAAACCGAAAUAGUUUUGCCGUCUCAGAGCAUUACAAGGAGCACACAGACCUGUUUGAGUUUGAUGAGGCUGACAGGCUGAAUCAAAUUAAAUUACUGGCAACAGGAACUUUGGGGUGUGUGUGCAUAGGGGGAGGGGGGACAGAUCUAAAACUGGUUUAAGUCUGAAAAAUCUAGUUUUCCUCUACCUCUACCUUGCUCAGCAACAUUUCAGCAUUUAUACCUGUCUGUGUUGUUGGAGAUGAAUUCGAUUUCCCUGUUUUCCAUACGGUUAGUCAUAUUUAUUUUUUAAAAUGCUGAUGGUUUUUAUUAAUUUCCCCUAUAGACCAGAAACUGAUAUUGCUGAAUGACACCCAUUGUCCUAUUGUCAUAUUUUAUGGUUUCUUUUAAAAAUAAAAACAAUUUUAAAACCUG